AGCUAGUCAUUUGGGGGCUUGUAUGUCUGCAUUGCAACUUUCCUGGGUGUGCACAAGUUUGCCGUCAGGUAUACACAGCAAACUGUAUCCUCCAAGAAGGAAUUCCUGAAUUCCUUUUGCCAUCAGCUGGGUCUUUAUUAAUAAUGACUCUCCUGUGUCCUGUCUCUGUAAAGCUAAUAAAAAAGCAACAUAUCAGACCAGCUGAAGUGCUAUGAAAACUGCUACUUACAGGUUACUGAAUUCAACCAAAAAGAGACACUUGUGUUGCACUCCUUAUGUGACUAUAUUUUUCAGGCUGUCGAAAAUUUGCUAAAACUUGGCAAUAAAAGUCUCAAGCAAGGAGCAAAUAUUUGCUGCUUUUGAUCAUUUAGAAAAAAAAAACAGAGUGAGGAUAUUUAAAAAUGAUAUGAAAUCUAAACAAACUUUUUAAAACGUUGGCUUCUGUGAUUUUAUAACCCAACACUGUGGGCCUAAUUCUGUGUUGCUCUACUCCCUGUGCAAUCAUUUCCACCAAUGCAAAGAGGGUGUAGAAUGGCACUGGGUCAGAAUUGACACUCGUUUUACAUGGGUGUAAAUGACUGCACAGCAAAUAAAGCCCUUUGAUUUCAGAAAUAAAAAGGAAAAUAACUCGAUAGCAUGGUCUAAUGGCUUUGAGCAUUUAAAAACAAAGCUUUUAGAAAGCCUAAAGUUGCCAGCUUGUUAUGCAUAUUUGUGCAGUAGAUUGUGUGUAAAUAAUGUGUAUUUAGAUACUAUGAAUAUCAAUAGAUAAAGAUAUACAGAGAGAGCUUUAAAUUCUAGAUUCACACAUAUACAUUUAAAAAAUCCGUAUUCCAUCACUACUCCUUUACCCUGUAGUCUACGGUAUACUGUGUGUGUGAUAGAUAUGUGAAUGAAUUUCAUUUAAUGGAACAGUUCCCUAGGAGGAAAGAUUUAGGUUUUUCCCCCCUUCCAGUCUAUCUGAGAAAAAUAAUAUCAAUAACACUCUUAAGAAACAAUAUAAAUAGCACUUUAAAAAAAAAAGGCUUCUUAAAUUGUUUCUUACCUGCUAGUCUACAGUGGUUCCAAAUUUCAUGUUCAGGUCUAUUGCACAAAGCUAUGUUUGACUAAGGAAAUGAAUAAAUAAUAGAAAGAACAUGUUUCUAAAAUAAAUUGUCAAAACUUCCAUAGGAGAAGGAUUAGACCCAGGAUUGUGUAUGCUAGAUCCUUUCUCUAAAGAUUUGUGUUUCUUUUUUGUUUUUAAAAUUCCAAUAUAUAAACAGCUUUCUCUUUUCCGAUUAAAGUGGUUGCAACACGAAUACCUAAACAAAUAAAGGCAGUGUUAACAAAGCGUAUAACCCAGCUGAAAUGCCAUUACUAGGGAAUAUGCACAGCCAGCAGAGUGUGAUCAGAACAACAUUGUUCUGACCACACUCACCCUGAAUUGUGUAGACUUAAUCCUGAUCUCACUCGCACCGUUGGAGAUGAGUACAGUAGUAGCUCCAUUAAAGUCAAUGGAAUUACACUGCAGUGAGAUCAGGAUUGGGCCCUUUGUCUCCUGGUAGUUUUCAUCUUCAUAUAGAAAGGUGGGAUUUGCCAGAGUGGAUCAGUUUCUCAGUGAUUAUGGGGAGCAAUAACUUUACUUAAACACAGCAGGCCAAAUUAAUUCCUGGGGUGACUCCAUGCAAGCCAGUAAAGCUGCACCACAUAUGAUUUUAGCCCCUUGUGUUUGCAAGUUAAUAUGUGCUGAAUACACACAAUAUGAUACAUAUACAGGGUCCAGUCCUGCUCUCACGGAAGUCAAAGGAAGGCUGCUCUUUCGCUGAGGUCUUAGAUCCAGAACACAUCAUCCCUGCUUCCUUCUCAACAUGGCGCAGAUUUCUUCUGUCACUAAGAAAGGGGAGGACUCUCCUCACAUGCAAGGCAGAUCUAGGUGGUUCAAGCAAACGGGUACCCUUCCAAUAAUAAGUUUUCCCCGUCAGCAUUGUGGCAACAGAUGCACAAGCAGAGAGAUACGGCCAGAUACAGCAGUUGUCAUGAGUUGGUGGUAUAACUGAAGGGUGGUCUUAGAGCAGAGGUUCAUCCACAACCCUAACCCUCAAGAAUUCCUAUAGGAUUCACAUAGUGCUUGGAUUUUCUUUCUGAUCAGGAAAGCCUGGACCGUGACACCUGUAUAUCAUAUUUGGGAAAUGAAUUUGACGGAGGGUCUGUGCUUUAAAGAAAACCAUUUGGACCAGGGAUCCAUGCUGUGGCCUGAUAAGGGUCAGUUACCUCUGCCUUCCAGGAUGGGGGAGCAGCACAAUGGCAAAAGGGCAAGAAAAUAUUUUACAGACAAUAAUUUCUGACACUAAUGUGGGUUUAAUGGAUACAGAGCCCAGGUGUUUAUCUUUAACUAAUGUUGCUUUAUAAAUAGCACUGAAACAAAGGCCAUCAUACCCAUGCAAAUCUGUCAGCCCUUGCUCACACCAAACUCCCACUGGAGCCGAGGAGAAUCUUGCUUGAGAAAGGACUGUGGGGUCUGGAUUUAUAGAAAUAUAAGUGCAGCGAAACAAAGGAGGGCAAAGAAUGUUUCUAAUGAGCGAGCAAUGGGAAAAGGACAAGGGCAAAGAGGUCUGUUUGUCCAUGUGCAGGGGAAUUUAAAUCUCAUUGGCAUUAAUGGAAAUGUUUAAAUUCACAUUUUGCUGAGAGGAGAACAGACCCUCUAUGCUCUGCCAUGUGCAUAUAGGCUCAAAGCUGGUAGAUCUACUGGCCUAACUUUUGAAAAGUGACUCCUGAUUUUAGGUGCCUCAAUUUUUAGGUGCCCAACGUGAGACCUCCUGAAGAGAGAGAGAGUGCUAAACAUCCACCCUCUGAAAAUCAGGCCCCUUUAAGGGGUCUCAAGUUGGAGCACCCAAAAUCACGCGUCACUUUUGAAAAUUCAGGCCAUAUUUCUCAGUAAGUGUUAGAUCUGACUAGGCUGAAAAGCAACACUGAAUCAUGUUAAACAUGCCUUAUCGAAAUGUGCAAUGGAGUUGUAGCCAUGUUGGUCCUAGUAUAUUAGAGACACAAGGUGGGUGAGGAAGCGUCUUUCACUGGACCAAUAGCUUCUCUCUCUCACCACCAGAAGUUCUAAAUAUAAUAGCUAUAUGAAUAUUCUACAGUAGUAUCCCCAGAAGACUGUAAUACUAAUCGAAGCAUGUGGGUUUUAGGCCAUUGCUUUAGAACACUGCAGUACUCUUUUAAAAAGGACUUGUUUCUAGUCUGAGCGUUCCAGGAAACCCUGGCUUCAGAGGGGAAGGUUCCUGGGAUCCGAGAUUUCACAGGAUGAAUUUUGUCACGGGUUUGUAAACAUUCAAAAUCUCUGCCUUGGCUGCUUUGUUUCGUCUUUUGUAUUCUCCACAGUGUUGUGCUUUCAGAUAUUCCACAGUGACAUGGUCCCAAUGGUGGAGGUAUGUGGCUUGAAAGUACAAAAGAGCCCCCAGUUAAUUCAGACCGUUUAUUUUCCCCUUUGCGUGUAUUUAUUAAAGUUCAUUAAAGGUGGUCGCUAUAGCUCUGUUAAACACUAGAAAUAUUGAUUAUUGUUCUGGUUCCUACAGGCCCCAACAAGAUCAGGGCCUGUUGUUCUAAGCGCUGUACAAACGCACAAUAAGAGACAAUUCCCGUCUCAAAGAGCUUACCACUGAACUAGACAAGACAGGCCAAGGAGGAGAAGAAAAUGGAGGCACAAGGAGAUGAAGGAAUUUGCCCAAGGCCACACCCCAGAGGUAGUGGUAGAGCUGGGAAUAGGACCCAGGUUUCUUGAUCCCUAAUCCAAGGCUCUAUCCACUAGACAUCACUGCCUCUUUUUUAUCUUCUUGCCUUUAAAUCUGAUAGCCCUGCAAGGGGAACUCCUGGCACAUGGCUCCUGGAGAAUCCACCCUUUAUAGGAGACACAAGGAGCUAUGGACAGGUAGUGGUGGUGGUGACAUGGGUGGUUAUUCCUACAUUGGUGAGCAUUAGGCCCAAAAGCCUACUGUCCAUAUUCUGCUUUCAGUUUAGCUAAUUCAUUCCAGUCCCAGGGAACUCAAACUCGUUUCUGCUGGGUUUUCUACCAGGGCUUCAAAAGACCCAGGGUGUUAGUGCUGGCCAGUGUAAUAUCUUGUGACAUCCAUGCCAAAUCUUCCCUUCCCUGCUGGCUUGAGUUCCACAGCCCAGUGCUACCAUGAAAUUGAAGGGAGAAACAAUGGGUUUCUUCUUUCUCCUUUGUUCCGCAUUGCACUAAUGCACACUGAACAAAACUCAGCACAAAGUGUUUCUCUGGGGCUCUUUGGCCUCUGUUUUAAAUCAGCCCGGCAAGUAUCUGCCUGAAUUGUGAAGCAGGCUCCAUCUUGUGUUUCAUUUCCUGUUAUUCAAGGGCUGAGGGGACUCAGAAAACCUCACUGUGAAAUAUCAAAUAGCGAGUGUUAACAUGCUAGUGGGCCUCCCGGUUGGAAAAACAGGGCUGCGCUGUGGGGUGUAUUCUUGAGGAGCCCGAUCCUUGAUGUCAAUGGGAGUGUUGAUUGAGCAAGGAUUUCAGGAUUGGGACCAAGGGGCCACAUUCAUCCCUGGUGUAAUUCCACGGAGGUCAAAGGUGUUAGACAUGGGAUAGAUUUAGUCCAAGAUAUUUGCUUAUAACCAGCCUGUUAGUAAUUACUGAGUCCCAGCCUCCAUUGCAGACCCGUUCGCCCCCCACCCAUUAAUCGCAGCUUCAACAGCCAUUCACUUUGGACUAUCCAAGCAGAAAUGUCGCUUUGUGCCGGGAAUUCCCGCUGCCGUUUCUGCCUGAACACCCAUUGAGGGUGUUUAAUGCUUGUGCGUGGAGAGGCUGUGAGAGCUGCUGCUAUUGAGAAAGAGAUCUUCAUCUAUUCUCCGCAUUGUGUAACUUGUAUGGCUACAUCUGAACCCGCGUGAAUUUUUUUUCUGAGGAGGUGGAUGGGGUAACGAGUUGCUUCUGAUACUUGUUUGCUUGAGGUUUAUUCUCAUUGCUGCAGUUGAACUGCUCUGUGAGUGACCCACAGUUUGGCUGGGAGGGGUUAUAUUUAGUCUGCGUGGCUUGGUUGAACUCUAAUUCUGUGAAUACAGCUCUCAUGUCGCGAACCAGCAUCUGUCACAUGAUUUUGGGUCUUGCUUGCCUGAUCCAAGGGAAAUGAGCCAAAUUCUGUUCUCAGUUACAGUGAUUUAAAUCCAGAAUAAAACCACCAAUGAAGUAACCCUGGAUUUAUACCUCUGAGAGCAGAAUUUGUUCUCUUGGCUCUAAACUGGCAUUUGCCUGGUUCUCUUUCUGCUUAGGUGAAUGUAGGACUUUUUGUCUGUGUCUGGUGGAGAUGAACUGAAAGAGUUUAAUGAUGAAGCCAUACCUGCAGAUUAGUGCAAUGUAUAUUCCUGUAUUAUCAAUGUAUAAAAUAGUGGUUUGACACCGAUUCGCAAUGAAUAAGUAAGUACCUGUACAACAAACAAACAGCCGGUGGAUGAUAAAAGUUCCAUAUACUGUAUCAGAGAAAAAUAAAUAAUACAGCACUUAGAAGUGUAAUAUUAGCAUAAAUCAGAAGUGGCAAAUAGUUUGAAAGCAAAGUGGGGAGCGGGGAAGGAAGCACGGAUGCAGCUGAAACAUAAGGCAGAUCAUUCCUUGGUAUGCUGGCCGCUUUGCAGUGUUAGAUGUAGGGGACACAGAAUGCCUUAAGGGAUGUCUUGUAUGUGGCAGUAGAAGAAUGAGCCUGAAGAAAGAAAUGGACCAGAGUUGUGGGUGGUUUCUGAGACAGUAGAAUUACUGCUGUGUCGGACUAGGUUGAUUGUAACUGGGGAGAUCUCUGUCCCAAACCCUGAGUAGAUAUCGACUCUGUAAAAAGGAUUCACGGGGGGCGGGAGUGUGGUGUUUGCUGAUCUUGAACAAAUGUCAGGGAUGCAGUGGUACAUUUUUAAUAUGUCACACAGGAGCUGGACUGAUAAAGACAGCUGUUUGCUUACAGGACUUGUGUUCACAAAUCCGGUAUUGUCCUCCACUGAAAAAAGAGAGGGGAGCCAAAGAAAGAAUGAUGGGAAGGAGUGGGCAGUGCUCAUCUUUCCAAAAAUAACACCCCUGCCAUGAUGGGAUCAAAUACUUGGAGGGAUUUGCUGAAGUGAGGCCAGUGAUCUAUUCUAAACCAUUCUCCUGGAGCAUUUCUCUCAGUGCUAUAAGUAAACCUCAGGAAAAGAGGCUGUUGGUCAGUAUUUGCACUCUGGAAUUAAAGUAGGCGUUAAACAGACUCAGAACUAUUAAAAUGCACAUGCCAUUAUUGAAGUCCAGACUGUAAUGGGUGCCAUCGCCACUAAUAAAAUAAACAGCCCAGCCCUGGAGAGUUGCCAUGUAUCUGCUUUUCACACAAACUUCUCUUUCAGCAAAGCAACCAGCAUAAGCUGCACAUGAUUAUAAUAAGCAGCUGCGAGGAAGACCUUGUUAAAAAGAGAAAGCAUAAGCAUCCAGGCAACUUCUGUACCAAAUCAGGGAUGAGGAUGGGGAACAUGAUGUACAAACUCAGCGCAAUACCCAGACUUCUGCAGUGUUUUGAGCCUUGAGCAUGACCAGAAAGAUCUUCACCAACACCAGGGAGCGGUGGAGGCAACAAAACGUCAACAGCGCCUUUGCCAAGCUGAGGAAGCUCAUCCCCACCCACCCUCCGGACAAAAAACUGAGCAAGAAUGAGACGCUCCGCUUGGCCAUGAGGUACAUCAACUUCCUUGUCAAGAUCCUGGGGGAGCAGGGCCUGCCUCAGGCAGGAGUGACUGCCCGGGGGAGUAUACUGGGGCUGUUCCAACAAGCCCCACAUUUGCAGAGCAUGGAGGAACUGACUCUGAUUGAAGACUGUGGAGUCCCUUCUCCGGGCACAAGCAGCAACAUCGCAGAGUGCUGGUCAGAGUCGUCGUCCCCCUAGCAGGGCAGUGAGUGAUGCAGUCCUGGUGUUAGUUUGAUCGUCUCCUUUGCAUAACGUGUGGAUUGUUUGCCUCUGUACAGUAUUUAUCUAUUUAUAUCUAUUACUGUUGCAUUAAAUAUAUUUUUAUUUAAAAGGAAAGGAGGUAGAAGGAGGACAAUGGCUUGGAAGACUAGGGAGUGGGACCCUUGGGAAUUUGCAAGGAUUCAAUGUAGUGAUUUCACAGAUUCAUGGAAAAAAUCAAAGCCAAGAGGGGACCAGUAUGAUCUGAGCCCCUGUAUAACAGAGGCCAUAGAAUUUCAUCCAGUGAGAGCUGCAGUGGAAGAGAUUAUUCUUCCUUGCUACAUAAGGCUUGUGGCUUAGCUAGAGAGUUUCACUUAAACAAUAUCCAGCCUCGACAAAAGGUUCUAAGCUAUGGAGCAUUUACCACAUCCCUUGGUCAGCAGUUCCAAGCUAAGAGUUUACAUUUUAUUUCUGUAUUGAAUUUUUCUAACAUGUAGCUUCCAGCUGCUGGAUCUUGCUUUGCCUUUGUCUGUUAGACUGAAGGCUCUCUAACAUCAGAAUGAAGCACAAAUGAGUAUAUAAAAAACCAGCCACCAAGAAAUUAAAACAGAAAUGCCAGCUAUGUUGAAAGAAGAAAUGUUAUGGGCGAAGUUUCAGCAGAUGCAGUGGAGAGAGUCCAUCAGCAAAUCUAUACCCAGCUGUGGGAGCCCGGGGGCGGAAGAAGUGGCCGUCCUCAUUCUGGCUCCAUUCAAAAUCCACAGAGAGGCUGCUCCUCUGACCUUCCAUGGCAGGACUUAAAGGGCCAGGAGGUAGCCUUAUGUACAUGAAUCCCCUGGCCCAGCAAAGGCCCCUGUAUGCAAACCUCUAGGCAAAUUCCACACCACCUGCAGACGACGCCAAACAAGAGCAGGAAGCGGGGACUCUGUGAAGCUGUUGCUGGCCAGAAUACAGGCCUGCAUGAGCCCAUAUUUUACAGCAAAUAUGUGUGCCCAUUUGGCACGCUUCCAGUGGUUCUCAAACGAUGGGGUGGGCCUCCCAAGGGAGGCACGGGAAUGUAUCAAGGAAUGUGCGCACUCUGGUUGUGUGGGUUUGGUUUUUUUAAGCACUCUGGGCUCUGACUCUCAGUCCCGCGUGGCUGGGGCUCGUGCAGAAGCCGGGAAGCAGGGAUAAAGGGAACAGGCAGAGCCUUGCCGCCCCCCUCAGUCCCUCACUGGAAGGCAGCCGGGGCUUGAGCUCUCCUUCCCCCCUCCUCAAUCCCCCACCGAGGCAGCCUGGGCUCAGGCUGUCCUUUCCCCGCGCCCCCAAUCCCUCACCUGGAUGUGGUGGGGCUCUGACUGUCAGUCGGCGUGGCUGUAGCAACGCAGAAGUAAGGGUGGCAAUGGGGCGCUAAGUCUGCUGUGAAUGGUGAUAUUGAUGCAUCCGAUGAAGUGAGCUGUAGCUAACGAAAGCUUAUGCUCAAAUACAUUUGUUUGUCUCUAAGGUGCCACAAGUCCUCCUGUUCUUCUUGUGAAUACAGACUAACGUGGCUGCUCCUCUGAAACUUUUUACAUUGCCACCCUCACUUCUGUGCUGGUACUGGCUGGGCACCUGGCCAGCAGCUGCUGCUCUCCGCUCUGCCUUUCGAGCUGGGUGGUGGUAUAUGUACCGGGGGGGACACAUAAACCACUACAGACAUGAAGAAGGGAGGCCCGAUCAAAUAAGUUUGAGAACCACUGCUGUAGGGAAUACCUAAAUUAUAUAGCAGGUGCUGAGAUGGUAACCUUUAAGUAUCUCAGGCAAUUGUCAGGUGUUUAAGGAUGACCACGUGGAGUGGGAGAGCAAUUGCACCGUAGAAUGUUGCUCACCAAUCAGUUCAUUUGAGUAUCAGAGUUGCCCUCCUGUGUCAGCAAAGAUCUGAACAGCUCGGAGGUGUUAAAAAUCAACUUGAACAGCAGGUAGAAAGUCUAGGGAUUCAAAUGUAAAGGGUUUCUGGGUCAAAUCCUGCUCCUGCUGCAGUCACUGACAAAACGCCCGUUGAGUUCACAGAGAUUGGGAGGUGGCACGCAUACCUGAGACUGAAGUACAUUCAUUAUGGUUCAACAAGUGGAAGUGACCCGUGCUCUGCCAGAUCUCCUUGGCUGCUUCUGCCUCCUCAUGAGAAGAUGAGCCGUCUUCAGAAAUUGUAGUUAGGGCUUUGAAUGCAUUACACUGCUUGCAACAUUUACGCUUGUAGCACAGGGAAUCUGUCACCCGAUGAUGAGUUUCCUAUCAGAAUCACACACACCUAACAUACAAACAUCUCCACAUUCCCUAUAUAUUCAUUUGUCUCAGGGGAGCUGAAAAGGAAAAGAUUUGGCCCAGGCAUGGUUUUUUGCUGAUCUGAACACUUACGAAGACUAAAGUUUGUCAAAAACAUUUCUGCUGUGGCUCUGUGAUUGCUGCUGUAUUGCACGGUGGAGCUAGCAGAAACAUUUCAAAUACUGACAAAAAAAUUUUAGUGAACAAUUAAUUUUAUUUUUCAAAGAACUCUGGUUUCCAGCCUAGUUACUCCUAGAUUUUGGCGCUUUGAGGACAUGAAAUGAGUGAAGUGGAAACCUCUGAGUGGAAACACGCCAAGAGUCUUUUUCAUGAUCUGUGAAGUUCAUGCUUUAUCCUUUCCUAUGCCCACUUGAAUGUGGCUACUCAGAUUGAUAUUGUCUAUUCUAGGCAUAGGCUCAAAUGUAACGGGCUAGCUUCUCAUCCUGGGUAUCUGUUGGCUUCGAUGGAGUUACACCAAGGAUUUGGCCAAAUAGGUGUAAACAUUUACAUGUGAGGAUUGUUGGCGCUAUUCUUUCCAUCAGCCCAUUGCUAUCAUUGGAAAUGUUUUCUCAUCAGCAAAGCAAGUCAAAACAGAUCCAUUCUUUGAGCUGAGUAUUGUUGUCAAGGAAAGGGAAGAAAGCCUCGCAAUUAAGUAAUGUGAAAUGCUUGUUGUUUAUAUAUUGAAAACUUUUCUUAUUUUUGGUUCAAAUGUUUUUUGUUCUCUUUUCAUUUAGGAUCUCCUACUCGGCGGUACAGCAUGUGUGUGACUAGAUUUAUCUACCAAAGAUUUGUUUGUCAGGUCUUCUCUUCGUUUUUUGUGAUUUCUUAUCUGUAUGGCUGUGAACAAAUAUGGUGUAACUGAUCACAUUUUGUUGUAUACAGUGUUAUUUAACUGCUAAUAUAUUCAAAAUAAAUUAUUUAAGAAACUAACCUUUUUAUCUUUCUAAACUUUACUCUUAAAUUCAAAGAACAUCUGGCAGGGGAUAUCAAAUAGUAAAGCAGAAUGAAUUAUAACACCAGGACCAUUUUCAUGUUCGUCACUGACACGCUGCUUCUGAUUCUUCAGAAUAGUUUACCGGAAAUGCUUAGAAGUUAGAGAUGG
Molecule: messenger RNA, 10260 nt
Organism: Chelonia mydas (Green sea turtle)
Lineage: Eukaryota; Metazoa; Chordata; Testudines; Cheloniidae
Gene: TAL2
Product: TAL bHLH transcription factor 2
Exons: 2
Coding region: 6528-6881 (117 amino acids)
Biological process (GO): regulation of transcription by RNA polymerase II
Molecular function (GO): protein dimerization activity; DNA-binding transcription factor activity, RNA polymerase II-specific; RNA polymerase II cis-regulatory region sequence-specific DNA binding
Source: RefSeq, a predicted model, not a curated record